AUGAGCAAUAGUAGCCUGGGAUCCUGGUCCACGUUGGAAGCUUCAGGGGAAGAUAUUGGAGCAGAAAAUGGAACUGACCUCCUAACCCCCCAGGAUGGUUUUUAUUAUAAAUUAUCACCAUUUCAUAUAGCACACAUUCUUAUCUCCAUUUCCAUUUUACUUAUUAGCAUUUUUGGACUUGUGGGGAAUGGAACUGUCAUCUGGUUUCUUGGCUUUUGCAUGAAGAGGAAUCCUUUCACCACCUUCAUCCUCCAUCUGGCUGCUGCUGACCUUGGGACACUCAUAUGCUUAUUUAUUAUGUCCAUUAUAUAUCUUCUUUCGUUAUUUCCACCAUUGCCUUCGUUUGAUGACCAUUUGAAUGCAACGUGGGGCAUGUUUCCUUAUUUGUUCAUGUACAACACUGGAAGAUCCAUACAAGAAAUAGCUCAAAAGCAGAGAUUAAGCAAAAUGAGCAAUGGUAACCUGGGAUCCUGGUCCACUUCAGGAGCAGAAAACAGAACUGACCUCCUAACCCCCCAGGGUGGUUUGUAUCAUGAAUUACCAACAUAUCAUAUAGCAGACAUUUUCAUCUCUGCCUUCAUUUUACUUAUUAGCAUUUUUGGACUUUUGGGGAAUGCAACUGUCAUCUGGUUUCUUGGCUUUUGCAUGAAGAGGAAUCCCUUCACCACUUUCAUCCUCCAUCUGGCAGUCGCUGACCUUGGGACACUCAUAUGCUUAUUUACUUUUCCCAUUAUAAAUCUUCUGAAGUCAUUUUUAUUCUUACCUAUCUAUGAUUAUUAUUUGUUUAUAUCAUUAGGCAUCUUUCCUUUUUUGUUCAUGUACAACACUGGUCAAUAUCUGUUGACAGCCAUUAGCAUGGACAGGUGUGUUUCUGUCCUCUUCCCCCUUUGGCAUCGAUGCGAAAGACCACCACACUUUUCCACCCUUGUGUGUGCCUUCAUAUGGAACAUUUCUUUCCUGCUCACUGUAAACUGCUGGAUUCCUCCUAAUAUUCUGCUUAUCAAGAAUUCCAUUUUCUACCAGCUUCUAAUGAAUGCUAUACUUUGUAUCCCACUCAUGACUAUUUCCACUCUGAUCCUGUUGAUAAAAGUUUACUUUAUAUCACAACAGAGGAAGAAGGGAAAAGCUGUAACAGCCAUCCUACUUGCCCUCCUCUUCUUCCUCUUCUUAGCUUUCCCAUAUACCUGCAUUUCAUUAAUCCAUUUGUCCCGUAAUGAUCAAGACAAUUCUGAAGCACUUCUUGGGGUCUUAUGCAGCUGCCUAAACAGCAGUUUUAACCCACUGAUUUAUUUCCUGGUCGGAAGAAAGAAACACAGUCGGUCAAGGGAGAGCUUGAAGGUCAUAUUCCAGAGGGUUUUCAAGGAGGAGGAACAUGGAAGAGAGCAACUAGAACUCCGGGUCAGCCAACAAAUAUGA
Lacerta agilis (Sand lizard) is the source of this 1416-nucleotide messenger RNA. RefSeq names its product proto-oncogene Mas-like. The coding region runs from base 1 to 1416 and encodes 471 amino acids. Gene Ontology annotation, biological process: G protein-coupled receptor signaling pathway. The record is from RefSeq and is a predicted model, not a curated record. Lineage: Eukaryota; Metazoa; Chordata; Lepidosauria; Squamata; Lacertidae. Gene Ontology annotation, cellular component: membrane. Gene Ontology annotation, molecular function: G protein-coupled receptor activity. The transcript has 2 exons.